AUGAAAAGUGUUUCCGGGCACAUGAGCGGCAAGAACGACGUCGUUGUCGCUGCUGCUGCUAUUACAGUUGCAACGGCACUGUUGGGCCUCCUCCUGGUCAAACACGCGCCUACAGACCAAUCUUCGACAACGGGUCCUCGGAAGCUGCCGCCCAUGCCGACAACCACACUACCCCUUCUCAAGAACAUCCUCGAUGCCGGUGGGAACGCUGAACGCUUUCACGACUGGCUGAGUGAGCAGUCGAUUGCGUUCCACAACCGGCCGUGGAUGUUUGCCGUCCCAGGACGUCCAGCUUCGAUUGUGCUGUCGUCGCCCGAGUUGUUCAGAGACGUGCUCGUGACGCAGGACAAAGUGUUCCUGCGGGGACCCGUUGGGCAGGCCAUUAGCUACGAUAUCUUUGGCAACGGUAUGGUCGUGGCCGACGGCGAUUCCUGGUACUUUCACCGGAAAACCGCGAGUCGGUUGUUCUCCAUGCAGAUGAUGAAGGGCGGCCUGGAAGCGACAACGCGGGCGCACCUCGGCGUGUUUCUCGACGUCUUGGACGUGUACGUACAACGUGGCCAGGCGUUUAGCAUGAAGAAAGAGCUGAGCCACUUUGCAAUGGACGUGAUCGCCAAGAUUGGCUUUGGCCUGGAGCUUGACACGCUCAAGAACAGUGUCGAUCGUGAAGACGAUCACGAGUUCCUCCUCGCGUUCAACGAAGCAUCGGUGGCCUUUGGGGAGAAGCUCCUCAUGGACAACACGCGGAUCAUGCACGACUUCAUUGACAACGUCAUCGUCGAGUCGAUGACCAAGAAGGCCCAGCUCGCUGCUGAAGGCAAGCCAGAGGUUGCGCGGGACGUGGUCGCCUUGUUUCUGGAAAAGCGACUCGCGCAGACCGAAGACCGAUAUCUCACCGCCGCUACCUCUUGGUGA
Molecule: messenger RNA, 915 nt
Organism: Hyaloperonospora brassicae
Lineage: Eukaryota; Oomycota; Peronosporomycetes; Peronosporales; Peronosporaceae
Source: the annotation of a GenBank genome assembly